GUCUUUCAUCGCUGUAUCUGUAUGCCCGCCGUACUCUAUGGAGACCACUGAACGCGCUGUCAUAUGCUUGACAGAAUGCCUGGAAGGUGUCGCCGGCCAAGGCUCCGGCACAUGAGCUGAAAGCUUAGCAAGGUCGAAGGCCUUCGCUUAUUCUCGUUAGUGGCUGGGCCGGGUGGCCUCGACAUAGUCUCCCAGAAUACAUGAUUUGGUACGUCACAAGCAACCUUAAUCACUAGAGUCAAAAUAAUUCUCAGCACAAAUAGCGCGAUAGUUGAGGACGACGUGCAGUCCCUCACUUGACGCACUCACCUGACGGCUUGUUUUGAGGCUUCCUUCGGCACAUGGUUAGGCGGAAAUAUCGACGACUUCCAGAUUCUUGAAUUAGCAUACUACCCAUGCUCUCAUCUUGCUAUAUCUUCGUCAUGCUACUCGUGGCAAUCCGACGGCCGUGGGUCGCCAGAAGCCUCACUAUAACGCCCGCGAAACCAUUGUCGGACACCAGUCAGAUGCAGACACGCCAUUCAAAUCGUCAUCUGACUGCUCAAAGGGGCGACAAACGACAGAGGAGUCCAAAAGCCGCAGUUCAAUCCUUAGAACCAGGGAAUUUCCGGCUCCUCGAGCGUCCGAUACGUUCACUAUCUCCUGCCCAAGUCCCAGGCUGCUGCCUGCCUCCGCCCGCCGCGUCGUCGUCCACGCUAACUCGACACACACGCUGCCUCCGAUCUCUUCCUGAUUUCUCUGGGGUUCAUUUCCCCCAUCUGCACCCCAAUCGCGACCUUCUGGUUCCCCGCAACCCGGGGCCAAUUGCGACACAACCGUAGUCUGGCCGGGCUCGGUGCAUGUACACGAAUAUGUACACUACUGCCUCCGUGUUUUUCGAAACCCUGGCCGGCGCUGGGGUCACCCACGCCUUCGUCAACUGGGGCAGCGACCAUCCCGCGUUCCUGGAGGACUUGCAAAGGCAGAGAGCGGAGAGCGACGGAAGGACGCUGAUUGAGAUCGUGACGUGCCCGAGCGAGUACGUCGCGCUAAGCGCGGCGCAUGGCUAUGCGCAAGUGACGCGCAAGCCCGCUGCAGUCAUAGUCCAUGUCGACGUUGGCACACAGGCACUGGCUGGCGCGAUACAUAAUGUCGAUCGAGGUCAGGUCCCUGUGCUGAUCUUUGCGGGUGCCGCUCCGUUCUCCGCGAAUGGCGAGUUCAAAGGUUCUAGAAACGAGUUUAUGAUGUGGCUGCAGGAUGCGCAUGACCAGCCUGCUAUCGUGCGCCAGUACAUGAGAUAUACGGCGCAGAUCCAAAGCGGAAAGACCGCAUCGAGACAAAUUAUGCGCGCGUUGCAGAUAGCAACGAGCCAGCCGAAGGGCCCUGUAUAUCUGUGGGCGCGCAGAGAAGCAACAGAGCAAGACGUCGACGAAGCAACGGUGGCUACAACAGUGAGCCCCACAAGCUGGCCUUCCAUCACUAUGCCCGCCCUGUCGCCUCACGCCGUGGACACAAUUUCCUCUGCCCUUCUCAACGCCGAUUUUCCACUCAUUAUCGCCGCUAACGCCGGUCGUAAUCCUGCCACUGUUCCGCUCUUGUCCCAGCUCGCCAGCAAACUCGCUAUCGGAGUCCUUUCCGUCGCGUCUCCGAGUGUUUGCAUCCCAGGCAAUCAUCCAUGCUACCUGGGCUACGUCUUCAUCGGCAAGCUGCCUCAUCUAGAAGAUGCGGAUGUUAUUCUGCUGCUCGACGUCGACGUUCCGUGGACGGACGUGGCGGACACCGAGCCCCGCAAGGACGCGAGGAUCUUCGUGGUGGAUAACGACCCGCUCAAACGGACCUUUGGCUGGUCGCAUGUCGACGCGGAGAUGCUCUGCACCGCAGAGGCGGAGACUGCUCUUCACCAGUUGCUCGAUACGCUGGAUACCAUUGAAGCGCAAUCGGCAUUAUCUUCACCCGCGCUUGAAGCAAAGCUGCUGGCUCGCCGGUCACGUCUCGAUACCAUCCGCGCGGAGAGGCUUGCAGAUCUCUCCGCGGCCGAGGCACGCCUGGCCCCAGAUGGGCACACGCUGAGUGUGCCCUUCAUCGUCGCAGCUCUCCGCGACACCGCGAACACCGUCACCCCCAGUCGAGGUAGCAAGGUCCUGUGGCUAACCGAAUCCGGCACCUCCAACCGGUUUAUCUGGAAUCAUAUCAAUCCCGAGCAGCCCGGCAGCAUGCUCAUGUCUGGCGGCACGAGUCUCGGUUGGAUAUUGGGGGCGAGCAUUGGCGCUUCGAUGGGUGCCAAGGUUGCGGACAAGGGCACCGAGCUUAUCAUAUCAAUUACCGGCGACGGCAACUUCUUCUUUGGGGUACCGACGGCGGCGUACUGGAUCGCGAGGCGAUAUGGGACGCCAUUCUUGACGAUCGUGCUCAACAACCGGGGCUGGGCUAGCCCUAUAGCCUCCAUGAAAGGGGUUUACCCGGAGGGAAUUGGCAGUAGUGUGUCGGGAGAAAGGCUCAGUGUAGGUUUCGGAGUGCCUAGUGCGGACUUCGGUGGCAUUGCCGCAGCUGCUGGAGGAGCGUGGGCCAGAAAGGUCGAACGUGCGGACGAGGUUAGGAGUGUCUUCGAGCAAGCGAUGAAGGUUGUGAUGAAUGAGCGGAGAUGCGCAGUAGUCGAAUGUGUCAUUCAAUCCAUCUAGGCAGUUUGGUAUGGCG
This is a messenger RNA of Dichomitus squalens LYAD-421 SS1, 2673 nucleotides long. Its product is annotated as Thiamin diphosphate-binding protein. The transcript is spliced from 6 exons. Lineage: Eukaryota; Fungi; Basidiomycota; Agaricomycetes; Polyporales; Polyporaceae. The coding region runs from base 852 to 2657 and encodes 601 amino acids. The record is from RefSeq and is a predicted model, not a curated record. Gene Ontology annotation, molecular function: flavin adenine dinucleotide binding; thiamine pyrophosphate binding; acetolactate synthase activity. Gene Ontology annotation, cellular component: acetolactate synthase complex; mitochondrion. Gene Ontology annotation, biological process: L-valine biosynthetic process.